Scylla paramamosain (green mud crab) is the source of this 6074-nucleotide messenger RNA. Its product is annotated as Golgi-associated PDZ and coiled-coil motif-containing protein-like. The coding region runs from base 153 to 2021 and encodes 622 amino acids. Gene Ontology annotation, molecular function: transmembrane transporter binding. Gene Ontology annotation, biological process: negative regulation of protein localization to cell surface. Lineage: Eukaryota; Metazoa; Arthropoda; Malacostraca; Decapoda; Portunidae. The transcript is spliced from 13 exons. The record is from RefSeq and is a predicted model, not a curated record. Gene Ontology annotation, cellular component: trans-Golgi network transport vesicle; membrane; Golgi apparatus.
AACAUAUAUAAAUAAAAUGGCAUGAUCAUAGCCAAUGUAUGUACUUUUCAAAGAAUUGCUAAUAAAAAAGCAUUUUUUGGUGGACUGAAUAAUUUAAAUAAAGGCGGCGUCUUGUGAUUUGUUUACCCUGGCCAGCUGAUUGUCCAGCUGUCAUGGCCGCCACACACGUCACCUUCCGCUGGCUCGACAUACUAGAGAAGGAAUUCGACAAGGCCUUCGUCGAUCUUGACAUAUUGAUAGGUGAGGUUGACCACUAUGAUGUAGAGGAGCAGGACUUCCAGAGCCAGGCACGGUCCAGGCUUGAGGCACUCUCAUCAUGCUUUGCCCAGCUGACACACAAGGCUCAGACCAUCUUCCAGGCAAAUGCUAAGCUGGAGGCAGAGCUGGUCCACCUGCGGCAUGAGUGUGCAGAAGGCCGUGCCUUUCGCCAGGUGUGUGAGGCAGAAAACAAAGAGCUGCUGAUGAAGCUUCACUCAAGUCAGCUCAAGCUUCACUCUGCUGGCAGCUCCUCCCACAUGCAGGACUCCGAGAAGAUCAGAGAAAGACUGGAGAAGGACCUGGAGGAGCAGCGAUCAGAGAACCUCAAGAUCCACAUUGGCACACACGAGGCAAACAUCCUGAGGCGAGAGAAUGACUCUCUGCGCCGCUUCAUCCUCAGCUUGCAGGGGGAGCUGUACGGGGCCAAGCUGGCAGCCAAGUACCUCGACAAGGAGCUGGCUGGCAGAAUACAACAAAUUCAACUACUUGGGAGGGACUUGAGGGGAGAAGAGCAUGACAAGCUGUGGCGGCAACUGGAGGCUGAAAUUCACCUCCACCGCCAUAAGACAGUUGUUCGCGCCUGCAGGAGUCGCCUCACUCACCCCUCACAGCAGGUUCCCAGUGUGCCUGAGGAGGAGAGGUGUGGGGUGGCAGUGGCUAAUGGCGUCGGCAUGUCACAACCCACAAAGCAGCAGCAACGAAGGAUUGUCACUCUGCACAAGGCUCCUCAUGAGGGCCUGGGAAUGUCCAUCACUGGUGGGAGGGAGCAUGGUGUCCCAGUCCUUAUCUCCGUCAUCCAUCCUGACACCCCUGCCAGCCGCGCAGGUCACCUCUACGUGGGAGACGCAAUCCUCUCAGUGAAUGAGAUAUCCCUGAAAGAGGUGAGCCACAGCGAUGCAGUGCGGGUGUUGUCGGAGCAGGAGGGCACCGUGAGGCUGGAGGUGGUGUACGUGUCCCCAGAGGAUGAGGAUGACGAGGCUUCCCUCAUGGACGAUCCCUACGGCUUCAAGUACAAGAUCUUUGAUGAGGAUGUGGUGAGCCUGACCAGCAGCCAGCUCAUGCCCAACGGCCGCCUUUCCCGCGCCUCCGUGGAGAGCAUCCGUGGCUCCACUGACAACAUGCUCCUCGACUCCCCAAGGCGGCAGACAGAUCUGGCAGGUGGCAGCAUUGGGGUACUGGGCGAAGUGGCUGAGGAGGUGCAGGGUGCCCACAGCACCAACGGGGUCACCUCCUCCACCAAUGGCAUGGAUGACCUGAUGGCAAGUGGCGGCACGAUGGACGACGCAGCAUCACACGAGAGCCUGAAUGGAGCGGCUGCCCACCUGGUGUUCCACAGUGAUGCCACAGUUAGUGAGGAUGAAGGUGUGUGCGUCACAGGGGACCAGCUGCCACCCACUGCUGUCACAGACUCCACCACCACCACCACUACCACUGCUGUGGGGGUCGCAUCCUUCCCUGUUGCGAAGGGUGAGGGUGACGAGAUCAAGGAGGAGCAGCCAGGGACGAAGGACCAACUGAUUCUGAAGCCACAGGACCUUGCAGACCUCAGCUUUAAGGAUACACAGGACUCCAUUACAGAAUCCUCACUCAGUUCCCCCUCAAUGGAAGAAAAUGAGGAGGCACUCCCGACAGGCUGCAUCUCUCCACUAGAAGAUCUUGAACAGAAACUCAGUCUAAAUUUUACCAUUGAAGAAGGAUCCCAAGCAGAGGAAAUACCUGAAACAACACAGAGCAGAACGCCAGUGUUCAAUGGGAGCUAUUGAUGGUACCCAAUGUUGUCCCUUCCACAGGCGCCAGCGCACACUUAGCUUAGUACCUGCACUGUAGUGCUUGUGAGGAGACAACAUAGCACUCCAUAGUAAGUAAGCUGUGUGGUGAGCCAAAAGUUUUAUCUUCACCCUGAGGUUUGCUAAAGAUAGGAUGACUCUUGGCUCAUAUUUGUCCUUGAAAUGUAACGUUUUCUGGGAUAAGGGCAAGAUGAAUUUUGUUCCUUGUAUCUGUUGAGAGAAAUGUAAGAUUGGAGUAAGUCUCCAAUUUGUCAGUAAAAUAUAAGGUUCUCUGGGCAAAAAAUAGGAUGAAUGUUGUUUGUUGUAUGUGUAAGUUAGAUAGAUACCAGCACAAUAUGGAUCACAGAAUCAGAUCAAAGCUCAUAAAAUUAGAUACAAGAUCCAUCAAAUCUACAGGGAUGAAGAUAUUCCUUUUACUGUACAAAACUGGGUCCAGUUCUUACCUUUUCCAGUGAGGCACACAGGGCUUAUUUUGUAGACUCUGUCUGCCUGUUUGGUGGUGUUUGUGUUGUGGGGUGCCCUAGGUGGGUGUGGGCUGGGCAAGAUGUGGUGCAUAGCCAAGAUAUUUCUCCUCUUCAUGAAAUGUAAACAUAAGGACUGAGUGACUGUGUAUGCUAAAGAAAGAGAGAGUGAGAGAGAAAUUAUUUUCUUCACAUUCAAUGUAUUUUCACUGGUGUGAGUAGAAUAUAUGACAACUCUGUAAUGACGGAGCUAAGAGCGGGAAUUACUGUUUCCGUCAUUUUAUUGCAAACAGCAAAAUGAGUAUGUAUUUCUAUCCCUCUGACUGUAAGAGUUUAUUUGCUUAGCUGUUGUUGCUUCAGAUCUUUUGUCAUGUCAUAGAUCUUUGCUUAUCAUUCCUAUAAGGUCUGUGGUGAUAUGAACAAACAUGUGAAUAGUGAUGUUUGAAAGGCCUUGCUAUCAGCCGUGCUAUUUGUGUCAUCACAGAAUCAUUAUAUUUAGCAUACUUUGCAUCUCUUUCAAUGGAACGGAGAAUGAAGAUGGCCAUAUACAACAUUGUUCAUUAUGAGACGUGCUAACAUAAUCUUUACUUAAGUAUGUAUAUCUGAAUGGUUUAUACAAUUGUGUGUGUAUCCUGACACUACCAUCUCUUGGUGACAAUGUUUCCAGUGGUCUAAUCAAAUACACAGGUGGAUAGCAUCUGGAAAUAAGUACAAGGUAUAUUCUUUCACUGGUUCAUAAGUCCAUAUAAGGUGUCAGGCUGGAACAAAGACAUUUAUUUGCACUAAUGCAUUGUAUUGGCUCAUAAGAGGCAUUUUAACCAUAAAUAUCUUCAGUCUUGGAUCAUGGUCUUGGAAACUAAUUAAAAGGGAAUUUGAUCCUUGGUGUGAAGUCCUUAAUUUAUUGGGUGUGGAAUCUGGUGCUUAUUGAAGGCUAUUUGUUGCGUUACCUGCUGUGUUUAAUACUAAGCAGUACCAUUUGUUUACCUGCUGCUUGUCAGGCAUGACCUUGCUGUUGUGGUGUUGCAUGUCGCUUCACAUGAGUGCUGGUGUUUGUUACUUCACCAUCGCUUCAAGUUUUGGUGCACCUGUUGGACUUCUGAUUACUGCUGUCAUGAAUUUGUCAACCUCAUUACCAUAGUUUGUCCAGAUGAAACAGGUGAAUGAGCUCUUAUUCCUUCUUUUUUUAUGUAUUUGUUUUGUGCUAUCUCUUUCCUUUCAGUCUCUCCCAUUUGGCAACUAGAUAACUAACCAUUUCCAUUAUUUUCUCUUUAUCUCUUGUUUUUGUUCUGAAUAUCACCAGUUAAUUGGAUUAUGAGUUCUGCCUCUUUCCUUCUUGUGAUCUUGAUUGGAUGAUACCUGUUUUUUGUAUAUGUCUCUCUGGCAUGUCACUUACUUCAUGAGUGCAACAGAGGAGGUGGCCACAGCAGCAGAACCUCCACCUCUCCCAUUCCAAAUCCCCAUUCUGUGCUGGUUCAGUCCCUUAACCCUUUUACAGCUGUGGUCGUCCUUUGUUAUCAUUCAAAGCAUUAUGAAAACUAGAGAAUAGGAGGCUAACUUUGUCUUUUCUAGGCUACAGAACUACUUCAGAGACUGUAGUACAAAAUAAGUGUCAAAAAUGUUGUAAGUGAUGAUGAGAAAAAUGUGUAGCAGUGAAAGGGUUAAUUAAGCUAAAUGACUGACUAAUUAAGUAUAUCAACUCCUCUCUUGAAUUUGUGAUGCAUGCCUUGGGUUUGUGAAUGACAAAACUGCUUCAUUCCCCUACAAUGCUACUGCUGUUGACUAUUUUUGAGGAAUACACAUGUAAUAGGGAGCACAGUGGUUCAGGCAGUAAUGUGUGUAACCAAAUGUAACAGUCCAGGGUUCAAACUGCAGCUUACAGUUAAGAUUUUUCUGGGGUGCCUUGCUACUCCUAGGUUCACCCUGUCACUAGUGGGUACUGGUCAGCAGUGACUGGGGAUGUUAAAGACAGCAGAGAAAGAAACUGGCCACUCUACUCUGUGUUAAGUGGCAGGACCAGCCCAUCACCUGUGCUCCAUGAGUGUUGCAUGCUUUUACAUUAACUUAACACGUGUGUCUGAUUGGUGGCUGUUGUGUGGAAGGGGGCAGGGCUUACAUGUCAAGUUAAUCUGAAUGAACUAUGUGUAAUCAAGAAUCCAUGGUGCUGGCAACAAGGGCCAAUCAUUGCCUUCGUUGGUUCCUUUAUUUCACUGCGGCGUGCAGUCGACGGUGGCAGCGAAUGAAGAUUACUCUCACUAUGUAGAUAAAUAUAUUUUUGGCAGUAUGGAAGAUUUAUCCCUAAGACCAAGUCUCAUGAUAACAACGAAGGCUGAAAGAGUUGGAGGUGCAAAGACUACACUGGUGUCAUAUUAGUGUUGGUGUGCUGGGAUGACAACCCACAGGUGCAUUUUGACAAGUUAUUUAUUAUUCCAGGAGAGAAUUAGGAUAUUAAUAAUAGUGUUUGUUGAUUUAUACUUAAUUACCUAUUUAUGUUUUAUAUUUAUAUAUUACUCGGUAUUUGCGGAAAUGUGUCUUCAGGCAUAAUUACAACUUAUCAAAAUAUGUGUUCAGGCAAAUUUACAUUUGUCUGAAGUGCAUUUAUGUUUUACAAGAGUACUGUUCAGCUUAAAGCUUCAGUGAAUAGUAAUCAGCAGCUUUGUUGUGUAGUUAUUCAAGUAUUUGUGAUCAAUUGUACCCUUACAUUAUCGGCACAAUGUUACUUCACAUGAAGUGUGGGGAAGCAGGACUCAUGGGGCAUCACUAUUGUGAAAUUUUGCAGUCAUGUCUCAUUCCAUUGGUUUUCAUACGAGGUGUGGAUGUGACACUUAGAUCAGCUUUGUAGCAUACAUGAUAAUAAGGUUUCCCUAUUAAGUCACAAGGAUUGCUAUAAAUGUCUACUUUAAUGCUUUUUAAGCUUCCUUUAAGGAUGAUAAAAAUAUGCUCACUUUUUUCCUGCCCAUACAUCUCAUUCUUGUGCACUUCAUUCUUCUCAUUUUUCAUCAACAUCCUCUCAUUGUGUGUGUGUGUGUGUGUGUGUGUAUGUGUGUGUGUGUGUGUGUGUGUGUGUGUGUGUGUGUGUGUGUGUGUGUGUGUGUGUGUGUGUGUGUGUGUGUGAGACCUCAUCAUUUAAAUGUGAGGCUCUCGUGACUGGACCAUCAUAAGAUUUGUAUUGAAAAUUAUAAUCAGCAUUUUUUGUUGAUUUGAGUGGUCUGUGAUUCCUGCUUCACUAUGCCUCAUGUAAAACUAAAUUUUUGGUGACUGCACAAAUUUAAGUUUCAGAUUAUUGUAAAAUUUGUCACUGCUUGUGCAAAUUCAGUUAUCAGUGUUACUGUCUUUUAAUAAAGGAAGUGGUAGGAGGUACAACUUUACUUAUUGUUGACAUGAUUUGGAAUAUAAAAAAGUUAUAUUAGUACAGUAUUAUUUGAUUUAUGACAUUUGGUUAAGGUUCAGCUUUGUGUUGUUAAUGCAUAUUGUUGGUAAAAUAUCUAGACAGACAUUAGAAUAUAUAUAUUGUGGAUUGUGGAAGCCAAAGAAAAGAUGACUGCAUUUAUCAUAAAUAUUUUGACCUGUU